AUGAAGUGGGCAGCAAGAAAUAGCAUAUCGCUGUUACGAUCUGCAAAUUAUAUUUUGUCUGAAAGAAUUUAUUGUAGUGUCUGGACCAAAUGGCAACAACCGCGCAGAAGCCGUCGCCGAGACAAAACACAAGAAAGAAAGCGCUAUAAAAACACCUCGCUCAAUCGCACGCACGCCGCCGUUUUUACCUUUGUAACGACCAAUAAACGUUGUACACCUGUGUCGUGUCAAGCCAGUCAAGUCCGUAUAUGGUGCAUCGGCCGCACACUUACUGAUCAAGGAAUCAAAGGACCCAAGGACGUUCCGAAAAUGGAAAAGCCUACGCAACGCCACGCACGAACCUCCUCACUCUCGCUCGACCCCAUUCGACUUACGCAACUGAGAAAAAUCAUCAGUUUCCUCGAAGAAAUAAAACAGGAAAUCAAAAAUCUACAACAAUCAGUCGAUUCCGUACUCGAAGAAACCAAACAGUUAUCGCAAGAUCAGAAAGACGCGCAUUCCAACGACGACCAGAGGACGAGUCAUGAUGAUUCAGACGACACCAACACAGAAGGCAAAAAGGAACAGGCUGCCAUACUGAAAAACAUCGAUUUCAUGGAAAGCCUGGAAAAGGAACGAGAAGAAAUGGACACCGAUGCUGACCACGAAGCUCAACAGAAAGAAAUGAGAAAAAUACAAAUCCUGCAAGAAAUCGAACAGCUACGACAAGGAAGAAACAAUUUUAACCAAAUCAUAGAUGAACUCAAACAUCAACGUUUUUGCCCUCCAAGAAAUUUCGAUGAAGGGCCCAUCACCUUUGAAGCAGAUAGAGCCACACGUUGCGCAUUUUGCGAACUACGCGGCGAACACUAUUCAGACAAAUGUCCAUCGUUUCGUGAUAUACAAGAACGCUGGAGAAUCUUGGAACAAAAAGGAAGAUGUCAACUUUGUUUAGAAUUAUAUUGCGUCGGAGGUAAUCUUUGCAGAAAAUUUGGCACUAAAUGUUAUCAUUGCAGAAGUCAGAACCACCACUCCGCUUUAUGCGAUCUUCCAGAGAAAAGCGAACCUAUAUGGCAACAACUCGCUAAUGCUCACGAUGGACUCACACAAUGCUCAGCAAAAAUCCAACAACUGGAAAAAGAAUUAUCCAUUAUUGAAAGUGACUUACAACUUUAA
Messenger RNA from Cylicocyclus nassatus, 1155 nucleotides. The record is from the annotation of a GenBank genome assembly. Lineage: Eukaryota; Metazoa; Nematoda; Chromadorea; Rhabditida; Strongylidae.